GGAAGGCCAUUUGCUCUUCUGCCGGGCGAGGAGCUAGUCGUUUUGGAGCGCAGCCUCUGGGUUGCAAGGAUCAAUGGAAAUUCGUUCGUGGUGAAACAGUGCGUUUAUGUGUGUGUGUGCGUGUGCAGACAUCAAACAUCACAUUUACAACCUGUGACGCGGCUCGUGUUGUGGUCAGUUCUUUUGGUUUUAAUUGUUGUCAGUUGCAAUGGGAGGUAGCAGGGGUUUGGUGCUGCUUGUGUUAGUGUACAGUUGUGGUGUGGUGUUCAGUGGACGGACUUCAAGUGUGAAUACUUCUUGCACUGCCGUCAAACCUAUUCUCGAGAUGAAGAAUUUGUCCCUUGACAUCCCGGAUCAGCCAGUCAACGGGUCAGCGCAGAGUGUUUGCGAGUCGGCGCAGAGCUGCUGCACUCUGGAGAUGGAGACGAAACUACGACUGAUCGUCCGCAAAGACUUCCAGGCGCUGCUUCACCACAACUCCCGGUCCCUGGAGGGCCUCCUCGCUUCCACCGCGGCCAAGUUGCAAGAUCACGUGGCAGAGCUAGCAAGACAAUCAGAAAACAAAACAAUGACGCUAUUUAGUCAGGUGUACCAACGUAUGGCCAUACUCGCAAGAGAACCAAUCGCGUCCUUGUAUUCCGACCUGAUUGGUUACCUGAACGCCGACAAGGAGAGCGGUCAUGACAGGGAACCAGACGCAGAACAGCCAUCCGCAGUAGCCACUUCGUCUCCUUCCGUUACCCUCGUGACGGCAGAUUUAAACCUCGAGGAAUCUGUGACGUCGUUCUUCACCAGUCUGUUUCCUCUGGUGUAUCACCACGCCGUGAACCCACAUCUGCGCGAUUUUUCCAACGAUUAUAAAUCGUGCCUGAGAGCCACCAUGUCGGAGAUCCAGCCCUUCGGCGACGUACCGCGACAAGCAGCUCAGGGGAUUAGCAAGACGAUGGAGGCCACCAGAGUCCUGUUGCAGGCGCUGAACCUGGGCGCCGAGGUUCUCAACAACACGGACACGUUGCUGAUGACAGACUCCAUCGAUGCCAGAGGCGCCCAGUGGAGCGAGUGUCACACGGCCCUCCUGCGCAUGUCGUACUGCCCCAUGUGUCAGGGGCUGACGCGUCCGGGGUUGAAACCCUGCUCGGGAUACUGCCUCAACGUGUUGAGGGGAUGUCUCACGCAACACGCCUCCGAACUUGACCUCCCCUGGAAUGGAUUUGUUGAAGCUACCGAGCGACUGGUGGUUGCGGUCAGGGGUCACGACCCAGCUCCUACAGUUGUGCUCAACGUCGAGGAGGUCAUACGAUCUCUAGACACCAGAAUUUCCGAAGCAAUAAUGUACGCCAUGGAGAACGGGCCGAGCCUGGAGAGGAAGGUGAAGAGGGCGUGCGGGCAGGCACGCUGGGCCGACGAGGACGAGCACGACGCCGAUACGCCUUCUGGCCGUCACCACGUGACCAGCGACGGCGUCACUGACGGGCGAAUAUCUUCAGGUCCAGGCCUCGGGGCGAAGGACAGCUUGGCCACACAGCUGCACCACUUCUUGGCCAGCCUCACCAAGAGUCGCGGUUUCUACGCCAACCUGGCGGAGUCGCUCUGUUCUGACGAGAGUUUCGCCGAGACGAGGGACACGGCCGACUGCUGGAACGGACAACGCAUCGGCGAGUAUACGAAGACGGUGGUUGCAGCCACUGUGAACGCGCAGAAGUACAACCCUGAGUUGAUCUGGACCCAAAGAAGUCCCGAUCCCAGGAUCGCUCAGCUCAGUGACAAACUCAGGCAUAUCAGACAGGUGGUGCUGAGUCAGCUGACGUUGGCACCGGAGUCAGAUUCGUACCUUCAGGAUGAGGAGGGAAGCGGAAGUGGACAUCCACCAGUGUCGCAGUGGAUCGAUGAUGGGGAACCAGAAGACCCCAACUGGCCUUAUGAAGGAUCAGCAUCAGGAGAUAAUCCAUUACCACCAGGAGGAGAUGAGAAAAAGCCAAAGUCAGGAUCUUACGACCCAUCAGUUAACGGCAACAGUAUUCUCGGUGGCUCCGCACCGCCUACUCAUGCUGCCGCCACAAAACCCACCAGACACUCGUGCGCUGUGCUCGUCACAGCUGUGCUCUGCAGGAUCAGUCUUGUAUUACUGAACGGAUAAAGCUGUCGCCUCCAUCAGGCGCCUACCACGUUUUGUACUCACGAGGAGAAGGAAAAGAAGAAUAAGAAGCUGAAGGAAAGGCUUAUAACGUAUAAAGCGUUAAAAAUAAAAUUGUAACAGAAAUUAAAUAUCUAUUAUUAUAAUUUAAAAAAAUUUAAGUCGUGGCAGAUUGGUUCAGUUCUAGUUCAUCUCUUCAUUAACCUAUUGGACAGGAAGGAGUUCAUGCAAUCAGAUGUUUAGGUCGAGUGCGAGUGAAGUGAAUGGAAGGGCGAGAUGCACGUGUUUUAAUUUUGUGGCCUGAUCAUCAAAAUGUUUGGCCAGGCUCAGUAGUUUGCAUAUGCUCCGAGGUGACACUUUCGUGGAGGUCGUAGCGGAGUUAUCUUUCGAGAAGGUGUCGCGCACUCACGAGACGUUAUUUCUUCCGUUCUUCUUGCGAGAGUAUAAAGAAACGAGCAUCUGUAUGGCUGUGAAGGAUCUGUACACAGUUGCUGUUUUGACAGCUGCUGUAGAACAAACAUUUUGUUCUGAUUUGUAGACGAGCGUGAUGCCUUUCAAAGAUAACUCGCGUCAAUAAAAUUCUUAAUGUUACUGUAUCUUAGUUUUUUUUGUUACGAUACAGCAACAUAAUUUUGAAUGUUUCUUUUAAGAAGGAUUCAGUUGCUUCAUUCAUUGGCUGACGAAAUAUGGUUUCCGCUUAUUUGCUGUGAAUUUAUAAAAUAGUCUGUGGGUAGAAAGAAACAUUGGGGUUUUUUCUCCAUUUCACCAUUGUGUAAUGCUUCCUCAUGUUUGAAACACGUAACAUGAGUUUGCAGAGCAAGAUGGGGUGUUCCUAAUAAAUUUCUUUUUGCAGUGUACUGGAAUGGUCCCUGCUGUGUCAUUCAUCGUGGAUGAAACAGUUUGCGUCAGUGACCAGCUCCAUUCCGGGCCUUCGCGCUAAUUUACGUCCUAUAAAGGCUCGACUUUCUUGACAGAUUCUUUCGCGUCUCGCACGGCUUCCUGAGGAACAUUGGCUUUACUCUGAUGAUGCUCGGUAUAAAGAAUUUUACUUUAGUAAAUAUCUCAAAUACAGGAAUUAACAGAAAUAAUUUUUUUAUCUUGUAGUCUGAGGCAGGUAAAUUUAAUUGGGGUUGGCACAACAAAAACAUUGUUUUUUAAGUUGUACAUGAAUCAGAAAACAGAAGGAAGUCACUUUUUUUUAAAAAAAAAUAACAUUAUAGAUUGCUGUCUUCUGGGUUAUUGCCCCAUGUAUUCUGGUAAUCUACCAGAAAGUGAAGUUUCCGUAGUGUUUUUCGUAUACCAGUAUGCCUUAAAACAUCGACACGGGCAAUAGUACGACGUUGAAAGCGGUGCCAUUCACCUCAACAUCAAUCCUCCUGUCGAUGCAACAGACACGAGCACUGACGUCACGUUACUUCUGUAAUUAAACUUUUUUAUUCUGUUUCUGAAUAAAUUUUAAAAUCUUUUUCGUAAUUUCGAUAGCUCAGUAAUAUGGACUGAAAGACCAGGGUUUUGAAUCCUGACAGGAGCAUAUUCUUCUCUUUGCCAUGUCCAGACCAGCUCUAGGACCCGCAAGGCACUUUCCUCGUAGGGUGGGAGGGUACGUGGAGCGUGAAGCUGACCACAACCCGCAGUCGCAGUCAUAUGUUGUCAGUGUGCCAAACAAACAGCACGAACUACAGAAAUAUCAGUCCUGUUCGGUUUUUGUUAAAUUACGAUGGUCACCUGAAAGUAAAUUGCAACUCUGAUAAGGGAGUGGCCAAAUAAUGGGUGAUGACAUGAUUUUUAGCGGGCUUAUUUUGUUAUCAAAAUCAUCGGUGUUCAGUUUUACUUCAGCAUUCCCAACACGCGUUGAAGGCGUCUUAAUGAAUUUUUAAGAAAGUUUCACAAGUCUUGAAUAAUAGCGCACAAAACAUAAUUUUGUCAAUUAGUGCGGUGAUAAUGAGAUUAAUAAUGACGAUUUCUUGAGGCUUGAUCCGUAUAAAAUGAUUUUUUGCUCAGAUUUUCAUAAAGGUCCCUGGUUUAUUUUUAAUACUACCGCUAACUAGGCCGAAGAGUGAGUCGUGGAUUCAGGACUUGACUCCGCAGUGUGCAGCGCGGCAAAGAGAAAAGUACUUUUAUUGAGGUUUGAUAUUAAAAUGAUGUGUAGGUCAUGGUAUUAUCUGUUGAUUUCCAAUGUUUUUAUUGUGUGGUUAGUGAUAUUUCAGUAAAUGCCAGUGGUCCCAAGAAGUGUUACUACUAAGUGAAGACAGGUAUUUUUGCAGCCAUUCUGUUUCUAAGAUUAACUGCUGCUUAGUUAAUGAAAUAAAAAUAAUAUUGAAAUUUGUGUAAUCAUUUCCUCACAUAUAACACGCAGAAUGGUAUUUUUGUGACCUGUCUGUAAUUCCAUAUUGCUUAUUGAUUUCUCAGACCGUACAUCAUUUUAUCGCCAAAUUAGAUGCUACAGUCUUUCAUUACGUAACCUGCCUUCACUGUACAGUUCGUUUAGGAAGCACCAAGACCGUCAGCUACUGUAGUACUGAGUGAGCCUUCAUAAUAAUAUUUGGGUCAGAUAACUUUCAUUUGAAACGUGUUGACACGGCAACGCCAAAAAUCAUUCUUCAGAAUCUCUCCUGGUUUCCCUUCCGUCUGUUUAUAUUAAUUUAGAAUUUUUGUUAAAGUAGAGAGUGAAACGUCUGUGAUUAAUUUUUUUUUUUUGUAGUGAGAGUUGGAGACGAGGAAGUUAGAAUGGUGAAGUGUUGAAAGAGUGGCAGCAUUGUGUGUGUUUUAUUUAUGUUAUAUCUCACUGCUUUUACCCAUAUAAGUGCUUGCAAGACCUUCAUUAUUCUGGUAUAGGAAAUGCCAUGGUAGUUAAAUUAAUAUAAAGUAUUUAAAGAAAUAAUAUAAAAUGUUAUAUUUUAUGAGAGGAAAAGGAUAAAGUAACUCGCUCAUAUGCGCUAACAACAAAUUGAAUACAUUGAUCAUAUUAUCAGCAAGAGAAACAAUGUAUAUGUUUGUUUUCUUAUACCCCACACCAAAUACCUUGACGAUAAAAUAAUAGCGACUAUAUUAAAUACAAUCUCAGAAAAUAAUUUUAUAGUACAGGAAAAGAAAAUAAUAUGUAAAGAUCUGCGAAGUGUGUUGUUGAAAUCUUUCGGGCCUGUGAUAACUAAGGAGGUAAGAGAGACAAUCGAGGGAAAUGUAAAUUAGGCAAUAUAUUACGUGUUUGUUAUUGUGCCAUAUAUGGUAUAAUUAGAAGAAUGCCAACAAUAAUUACUCAGUUAUUAUAUCAUUUAUAUGUGAUAAUAAUUUACAAUCUACAAGGAAUUAAUUUCAUUUUGUAAGUAUGGGUGUGUACAUUUAUGUAAUGUGACAUUUUCUUUGGCUGCAUCUCCAUUUUAAAGUUAAGGAUACUGAAGUUAUUAUUCGUGUAAAAAUUGACUAUUCAAGUUGUGAUGUUCCUUGUUUUUUAAAACUUAUAAGGUGUUACUAAAGAUGUGUAUAAUUGUUCCAAUCUCUAGUAGAGAUUAGGAUACAUGGCCAAACACUUGUAACUUAAAGUAAUAGAAAACAAAUUUAAGUAUCGUUAAAAAUGUUCAUUGUAAAAUAAUGUUCUUUCUUUCAUUAUAUGGAAUAAUAGUCAUGGUUACAAAUGGUUUGAAAUUUAAUGUGCAGUUUUAACUGUGUUUAUGUUUCUGAGUGUUUCUUGUUCAACCACGAACAAGAAGGAUUUUCUGUUUCUUAAAAAUAAUGGCUCUGUGUAUGUAUUAUAGCAUUAAUGAUUGCCAUAGACUUUAAUAUUAACCCUUAUGCCUCAUGAAGACAGGGGCUAAUGGCCAACGUUGUCUGUGCACAGCUGUUUCUUACUGCCGUGUUCUUUGGGUGGCUUAGCUGGUGUUAUAGUAACGACAGUGAAUAUCUGUAAUGCAGCUCAAUUUUAAUCUUCUCUUCUGACAUCCGUAGACUUCCUCCUUUGCUAUUUAUGCAUUCACAAUCAGUGGUUUUAAUAUGGGUAUUAGCUGCCUCGAAACAGAAGGAACGGUCUGUAAUGCUCACAAUAUAGAAGCAAGGGAAGCCACUAAAAUCCUGCAGCAUUAAUCUAUGUUAUUCUAUUGCUAGUGUUUUGUUUCUCAUUUUUCAAAUUCACCAUAGGCAAAGGGUUAAAAAAAAACUAUAUUAUUAUAAAAUGGCUUCCAAAUGUUUUGCUUCAUUUAUAUGCUCUGAAGAAGAUUACUAGUCUUUAGCAUUAAUUAAUAAAUGAUGUUAAUGAAGACAG
This is a messenger RNA of Zootermopsis nevadensis, 6389 nucleotides long. RefSeq names its product division abnormally delayed protein (gene dally). The record is from RefSeq and is a predicted model, not a curated record. Gene Ontology annotation, biological process: cell migration; positive regulation of canonical Wnt signaling pathway; regulation of protein localization to membrane. NCBI's taxonomy places the organism in Eukaryota, Metazoa, Arthropoda, Insecta, Blattodea, Termopsidae. Gene Ontology annotation, cellular component: extracellular region; plasma membrane; cell surface.